This is a messenger RNA of Daldinia vernicosa, 1242 nucleotides long. Its product is annotated as CRAL/TRIO domain-containing protein. The record is from RefSeq and is a predicted model, not a curated record. Gene Ontology annotation, cellular component: cytosol; plasma membrane; cortical endoplasmic reticulum. Bases 272 to 1144 code for a protein of 290 amino acids. Gene Ontology annotation, biological process: regulation of exocytosis; Golgi to plasma membrane protein transport. Lineage: Eukaryota; Fungi; Ascomycota; Sordariomycetes; Xylariales; Hypoxylaceae. Gene Ontology annotation, molecular function: phosphatidylinositol transfer activity. The transcript is spliced from 2 exons.
GGAUUUUGUGGCUGGUGGGUGUGGCUCAUUUAUUUUGGCCAGGGCCUGCCGGGGAAGCUUCAAACAAGCACGGACCCACAUUCCGCCUACCUUCAUCGGAUCGCCGAGCCACGAACUUCCGCGCAAGCCUUUACAUCAUUUACAACUACAACUACAUUCUAACUACAUUCUAGGUUAUAUCCUUAAUACCUCGCAAACCAGAAUCUCAGCCGUAAAAAAGCAGAUUUUUAUUUUAUUGCAGUAUUAAAUCUGUACUGUCGAUAUUGCAACCAUGGCCGAAGCUCCAAAGACCGAGGCUCCUAAGCCCGACGAGCCCACCACGCCAAUUCAAGAGCUAUGGAAAGUCGUUCAAGCCCAGUCUCAUCCUGAAGUCUGGGGCGUCACCCUAGCAGAUCCGGCUACUCACGUCCCCAGUCAGAUCGUACUACAGAAGUACCUGAACGCCAACGACGGUGACGUUGUCAAGGCCCGGGAUCAGCUAGAAAAGACUUUGGCAUGGCGAGCUAAGACGAAGCCAUUGGAGCUCCUUGAGAAGACCUUCUCAAAAGCUAAGUUUGAGGGCCUUGGAUACGUCACCAAGUAUGUCGCCGGCGAUGAGAAGGCCGGCGAUGACAACCCCGAGUCUAGGGAGGUCUUCACCUGGAACAUCUACGGUGGUGUCAAGUCGAUCAAUGAGACCUUUGGCGUUUUAGAUGAGUUCAUCAGCUGGCGCGUCGCCCUCAUGGAACUCGCCAUACAGGAGCUGUCUCUCUCUACGGCCACAAAACCCAUCACAGCCGACUGGGAUCCGUACAAGAUCUUCCAGGUGCACGACUACAAGUCCAUCAGCUUCCUGCGCCAGUCGCCCCAGGUCAAGGCCGCCAGCACCGAGACCAUCCGCGUGUUCGCCCUGGCCUACCCCGAGCUUCUCAAGGAGAAAUUCUUUGUCAACGUGCCUGCGAUCAUGGGUUUUAUGUACGGUGUUAUGAAGCUCUUCGUCGCCCCCAAGACUAUCAAGAAGUUCCACCCGAUGUCGAACGGUGGGAACUUGGCCCACGAAUUCGCUGGUAGCAAAGUUCCCGCGCUUGGCGAGAAGCUUCCCGCUGAGUACGGCGGUAAAGGUGGAGCUUUGAGCGCUCAGGGGAAGGGGCCUUCUGUCGAGUAAACUUUCAUCAUUCAUCAUCUAAUAACACAGAGUUAGUUUAUGGCUACCUUUUUUAGUAGUUGACAUACAUGGAGGUGGUUUAGUGAGGUGGUUGACUA